AUUCUUUAUUAUAUUUAUGUCUAUUAUAAUUAUUUUAAAUUUUAAAAGUGAUUUCACCAAACACUAUUGUUGUAACUUAAGCUUUUUAAAAACUACUUUUAUUUUGUUUUAGCAAACAUAACUCUUAUGACUUUUGAAAAACCAAAAAAGAUAGGCAACUUUCAAUUUCACUUUUUUAGGUUCAUUGAAACAUUCAUGUAUUUAGGCGUUUUGAAAAAGGGACUAUUAAAACACAGUAUUCUACUUUUUAGGGUAACAAUAGUUUGACCAUGUCUACCGAACUUUAUGCACAAGUGAAUAAGUUCUGCAUCCUUCUCUUUCAUUAGGUUCUAUUAUUGAGCUCUAGACACGAUAGGAACUCUGGAUCCUGGGUUGUUAUUUUCAUAUAUUUGGUAGGUCAAUGUACUUAAAAAUGAAUAAAAAGGGUUUAAGUGGGUUUAAUCAUUGGAUAAUCCAGCAACCCAACUUAACUCUGAAAUGGAUAAUUUUUAAAAUUGUCAGGUAGCUGGGUCGGUUUAUUGUUUUUAACAUUGUUCAUAAUAUUGUAUCUAUUUGUCUCUGACUUUUGUGUUUAAUUGACUAACCGAGUUUAGAUUCCACAUGUACUUUGCACUAGGCUUAGUAAUAGAUACUCACUGACUCAUUCUUGUAUUUGUUUGCAGACUUAGCUUGAUUUUCAGAAGGGUUCAACGUACUCAGAUUUUGUGAACCAUUGGAGUGCCUGCUUAUGAACCCUUAGGGUACCGUAAAUUGCGUAAUAGCUAUAUUACAUAAUCGUUUUAUCUAACUCCUGUUGGCCAAUUCAUGGCCUUUUCUGCAUGGUGAAGAUCAGGAAAUAGUGUUCCUCUCCUCAACUGGAACAAAUCUGAAAAUAUACUCAGUUGUUGCUGCCAUAAUUUGUUCUUCGAUACCUGGUUUCCGGCAAAAUAUUUGCAAAUCUUGUAACCACCCAAUUCUAGGAAGUAGCUCGGCUUCGCUAACCUGUUUUUGUCAUUGUAUAUAAUGUAAGUUCAAAGCUUGUACAGGGAUGAUACUAGUGGUUGGCAAUGAUGGAUGGAUAGAAUGCAGCAAAUCUAAUUAGUUUUGGAAACAAAAUGUGUUAGCAAUCUUGGUAUCUAUCAUCGUAGGCUCUCGGUAUUUUUGGCCCAUAGAAUAUACUUUAGAUAUUUGGCUCAUUUUUUUUAAUAUGGAUAGUAUGUUGGUGUUUUGAAUGGAAAUAGGCGUUUUUGGUGUAUUUGCAUGUUGGAGGACAUGUCAGAUGUGCAUUAUCAACACGUGGGGGGCUUGCUGACGCAGCACGUGGAGGGCGAGCUGGCAACACGUGAGGGGCGUGUUACUGAUGUGGCAACGUGUGAUUUGAGGCCCCCUUAACACGUGUUGACGUGGCAAUGACUGAUUCGAGGGCACUUCCAACAUGUGGGGAGAGUGUUGAUGACGUGUCAAAGUGUGAUGGGAGGGCAGCUUCAACACGUGGGGGGCGUAUUGCUGAUGUGUCACUUUGUGAUUCCAUGGCGAUGCAACACGUGGUGUGCGUGUUGAGUGCUCUGUCUAUAUAAAGCCAAGCUCAGUACCAUGUCAUUGCGGAGAAGAGAGAGUGUAUUUCUGGUGUGAUUGAGGAUACCGCAAACUUGGUAGUGGAUUGCAACAGGGAGAUUAUACGAAAUAUUCAUGAGGGAGUGAGGUUUGUGUGUCAGAAUCCGUUUGUUUGUGGUUUCAUGCACCAUGACGUUCAUGGAGCUUUAGAACGGCCUCUGUCAAAGCAUGGAGAACGGUAUGUUGAGGAGAGUGAGUAGUAUUUUGUACCGGAAUUCCAUUAUAGUUUUUUAUGGUCUAAUACAAUUUGAUAUUAUGCUAAUCAUUGACGAAGCGAGUAUGCAAAAUAUGUUCUAAAUUCACCAGUAGACUCGGGUGCAACAGCCACAGAUUAAGCUGUAUUUUGAGUUUGAGAACAUAGAGGCAGAUGGGAUUCAAAAUGAUUUAGAUAUAGAGGAUGAUAGAGCUAUAGUGUACGAAGUAAUGAAUGGUGACAACAAAGAGGACUUCGAAGCCACUUGUGAAGCCGACGAUGAAGAUGAGAAUGGUGAUGUAGGAAUUGAGGCUGUAGCGGAGAUUGCAGUGGUUCCUCCUGCAGUUAGUCAACCCAUGGACGUUCCGCCUUGUAUGCGUAACUUGGACCUUGACGCCAUGUAUGCAUCGGAAUUUUUCAAAUAUGCAAACAUAGGUGUUGUUGAUCCUAAGGACGGGGAGUUUAGAAUUGGAAUGGAAUAUAGUUCUAGAAAGUCUGUCGUUGUAGCAAUCAGAAGUUACAAUAUCUCUAGAGGAGUCAACUAAAAUGUUUUUGAGUUCGUGCCACAGGCGUUCUAUGCAAAAUGCAAGACGUAUGGGUGUGGGUGCAACUGACUUAUCCGAGCCAGCUUGAUACAGAAAAAAGGUUGUUGGAAGAUACAAAGAUACAACGGUAGGCACAUGUGUGCCAUCAGAACGAUUUCACAAGAUCAUUUCGAGUUGGACUCGGACACAGUUGUUGAGGCUAUAAGGCCAUUGGUUGAACCGACCUGUCCAUCAAGGUCAAAUCUAUAAUUGCGGAAGUCCAGUCAAGGUUCAACUAUACCAUCAGUUACCGAAAGGCUUGGCUGGCAAAGUAGAAGUCCAAAGCCAUAGUUUUCGGUGGUUGGGAGGAUUUUUACCAAGCGUUGCCAUAGUGGCUCUCGGUCAUGGUUCAAAAGAUGCCUAACUCAGUUGUCCAAAUAGAAAUACAACCUAUGUACAACGGGAGUGAGGAGGCGGACAGUGUCAGAAUACUUCACCGCGUUUGGAGUUUCAAUUCAUGCAUUAGGACAUUCAGGCAUUGCAAGCUUUUAGUUCAAGUUGAUGGCACACACCUUUACAAAAAAUACAAAGGUACACUUCUGGUUGCUGUUGCACAAGAUAGGAAUCAAAACAUUGUGCCUAUCGCUUUUGUCCUGGUGGAGGGGGAGACAGCUGAUGCGUGGCACUUUUUUCUCAGAAAUUUACAAAGGCAUGUUGUUAGAAGAGACGGUGUGGGUAUGAUCUCAGACCGACAUGAAUAAAUCUAAACAGCAGUAAAUCGUUUCGGAGGUGAUUAGUAACCCCCAAGAGCAUGGUGGAUGUUUUGUAUAAGGCACAUUAGUAGUAACUUCUUAAGGGCAUUCAAGGUCUCGCACUUGCAAGAGCUUGUUGUCAACAUAAGGUAUUCAAGGACAAUGGAAGAGUAUAACAUCAACUAUAAGAGGUUGGAAGAGCGAGGUGAGGCAUAUGCCCGGUGGUGCGAUGCCAUUGGACUUAGACACUAGGUAUUGGCAUUUGACGAGGGACAUCGAUGGGGUCAUAUGAUAACGAACCUUGUCGAGUGCAUUAAUUUAGUGUUGAUGGGUGCCCGAAACCUCCCUGUGUUAACGCUCGUCUGAGCAACAUAUUAUCGGUUAAAUGAACUAUUUACGUGGAAAAGUGACGAGACUCACGAACGCAAGCAUGCUAGAUUUACUUACUCUGUAUUUGCACAACAGCGGAUAGAAGCAAAUAUGCAAUGAGUUGGGAACAUAGUUGUUCACCGGUUUGAUAGACAAAAUGAGGUAUUUGAGGUGCGCGAAAUGCCUACUAAAAAGGUGUUGGUAGUUGAUCUUGCGCGACAGACAUGUAAUGUGGGCACUUUCAAGUGGAACGACUACCAUAUCGCCAUGUUAUUGUUUGUUAUGCUAACCAGCAUCUCGAUUGGCAAUUGUAUGUGCAUGAUGUGUACAAAAUAACAGAAGCUCGUAAGGUGUAUAGAUUAUUUGAGUUCAUACCAUUAGGUGAUCUAGAGACAUGGCCUGCUUAUUAGGGACCCACAUUGGUCACUAAUCCCGCCUUGAGGCGAACAUUGAAAAGUCAUCCUAAAUUGACCUAAUACCUGAAUGAAAUAUACUCACGCGACAUGCGUGGUCCUCGGAUAUGCUGUCUCUGUGGUAGACAAGGUCAUAGUCGAAGUCGAUGUCCUUAGCGUGCUCGACCGAGUGGUGCUGGUGACGAUGGUAGUCCUUAGAUCUUUGUUGGUCUUUGUGUUUGUAUGUUUAGGUUAAUUUUAUCAGUUAAUGCUUUUGAUGUUCGUCGUGUUUGUAUUUUUAAAUUAGAGUUA
Arachis ipaensis is the source of this 4135-nucleotide messenger RNA. RefSeq lists its product as uncharacterized. The record is from RefSeq and is a predicted model, not a curated record. Lineage: Eukaryota; Viridiplantae; Streptophyta; Magnoliopsida; Fabales; Fabaceae.